Pseudovirgaria hyperparasitica is the source of this 546-nucleotide messenger RNA. Its product is annotated as DUF1777-domain-containing protein. The coding region runs from base 1 to 546 and encodes 181 amino acids. Gene Ontology annotation, cellular component: precatalytic spliceosome. Gene Ontology annotation, biological process: RNA splicing. The transcript has 2 exons. The record is from RefSeq and is a predicted model, not a curated record. Lineage: Eukaryota; Fungi; Ascomycota; Dothideomycetes; Acrospermales; Acrospermaceae.
AUGCCAGACUCCAGGCGCAGUACCCGUGACCGUCGCAGAGAUGACGACCGUUUCCAGCGUCGCGACCGUAGCAAGAGCAAAGACAGAACAUCCACCCGCCGAAAUGAUCGUCACACUCGUUCUCGCUCCAGAUCUCCAGGCAAUGAUGCUCCCCACGGCCGUGUCCGCGAACGAUCCCCUCUGAAAGGUCCGCGCAGCAACCCACGCGACCGCGAUACUAAGCGAGACAAACCUGCCACUCGCGACAUAGACAAGAAAACCCGCGACAUAUCCAUCACCGAGGGCCGUGGUCUUUCGGGCCCGGGCGUCACGCCCAAAGUCACAGACCCACCAAAGGCGAAGGCUAAAGACGAAGGCGACGUGGAUGAGGAUCCGGAGACCAAGAAGAUGAGAGCGGUAAUGGGCUUUGCGGGCUUCAAAAGCACGAAGAAUACGAAGAUACCUGGGAACGACAUCUACUGUGUAAGGAAGGAGACGAUAUCCGAGUACAGGCAAUACAUGAACAGAACGGGUGGAUUCAACAGGCCGUUGAGCCCGGGACGUUGA